Hemicordylus capensis (graceful crag lizard) is the source of this 2569-nucleotide messenger RNA. RefSeq names its product DExD-box helicase 21 (gene DDX21). The transcript is spliced from 15 exons. The coding region runs from base 58 to 2484 and encodes 808 amino acids. Lineage: Eukaryota; Metazoa; Chordata; Lepidosauria; Squamata; Cordylidae. The record is from RefSeq and is a predicted model, not a curated record. Gene Ontology annotation, molecular function: RNA helicase activity; RNA binding; ATP binding.
GCUACCGGCUCCCCGCAAGGGGCGGAGCAGCAGCAGCCGCGCAGCUCCGCGUGAGGCAUGGGUUGGCUGUUCCGCUGCUCGCGGCUGCAGCUCCUUCCACCGGCCCUGCGGAUAACCGGCCUCCGGCUGCGGGCGCCGCUGCUCCUCCUCCCUCGCCUCUGCCCCGCGGGCUCCUUGGCCUCCCCCGCCUCCCCCCGGCCGCCGGCCCUUUCCCCGCAGCUUCGCUCCCUCUGUCGGCGGCGGGGCCAGCCCGGCGCAGCCUCCUUCCCCCCCGGCCAGGCCCCGCCCCACUUCCUGCUCAGGGCCGCCGCCGGGGCGGAGCUCUUUCUUUUCACGCCGGCUUCGGCCCAGAGCAGCCGCCUUUGCCACCACCUCAGCGGUGAAGAGUCCCAGGAAAUGCCCGCAGCCCCUCGACCCGAUCACCAAAGCGAGGACGAGUUCGAGCCGGAGAGCCUCAUGGAGCCCGAGACCGCCCUGGAGAGCCGCAGCGGCAGGAAGCGCAAGAAGGAUAAAAAAGAUAAAUCUAAAAAGGAGAAACUGAAAAAGCAGACAUCCCAACUAGAGGAAGAUGAGCUGUCUGAUGCUGAAUUGGAGCCUCCCAAACCAAAGAAAACUAAGAAAAAGAAAGAUGUGGUUGAUGAUAUAGAAGACAUAAUUGCAGAAUACAAAACAUCUCCUGUCAAUAAUGGGGUGACCCAUUUGAAAGAUCAUAGUCAUUCUGGUGAAGAAGCAAGUACAGAGUAUGACAGUGAUCUGGAAUUGUCUGCAGAGCAAAAGGAAGGAGACUUUGCUAAUUUUGGUAUUUCUAAAACAACUGUUGACCUUCUCAAAGCACGUGGAGUUAGCUAUCUGUUCCCAGUGCAAGUAAAGACUUACAAGCCCAUCCAUGAUGGCAAGGAUGUGAUAGCCCAAGCUCGGACUGGAACUGGGAAAACGUUCUCUUUUGCUGUUCCUUUAAUUGAAAAACUCCAGGGAGAUACCCAGGAAAGAAAAAGAGGUCGUACACCAAAGGUGCUUGUUCUUACACCAACCAGAGAGCUGGCAAUGCAAGUAGCCAGAGACUUCAAAGACGUCACAAAGAAACUCACUGUGGCUUGCUUCUAUGGAGGAACAGCAUAUAAUGGACAAAUGGACCUAAUUCGAAAUGGUAUUGACAUCCUGGUUGGGACUCCAGGCCGGAUCAAAGACCACCUUCAAAAUGGGAAGUUGGACAUAUCCAAUCUAAAGCACGUUGUCUUGGAUGAAGUUGACCAGAUGUUGGACAUGGGUUUUGCUGAACAAGUAGAAGAAAUCUUAGCCUAUGCUUAUAAAAAAGAUUCUGAAGACAAUCCCCAGACAUUACUCUUUUCUGCAACUUGCCCACACUGGGUUUAUGAUGUAGCAAAAAAAUACAUGAAAUCCAAAUAUGAACAAAUUGAUCUUAUUGGAAAGAGGACUAAAAGGACUGCUAUGACUGUAGAACAUUUGGCUAUUGAGUGUCACUGGUCCCAAAGAGCAGCAGUCAUUGGAGAUGUUAUUCAAGUCUACAGUGGUAGUCAUGGUCGGACUAUCAUCUUUUGUGAGACAAAAAGGGAUGCAACUGAACUGGCCCUGAAUUCCUCAAUAAAACAGGAUGCACAAUCUUUACAUGGUGACAUUCCACAGAAGCAGAGAGAGGUCACGCUGAAAGGGUUCCGCAAUGGUUCAUUUGGAGUUCUUGUUGCAACCAAUGUAGCUGCCCGUGGUUUAGAUAUCCCAGAGGUUGAUCUAGUAAUACAGAGUUCACCACCAAAGGAUGUAGACUCUUAUAUCCAUCGUUCGGGGCGUACAGGCCGAGCUGGACGAACUGGGAUGUGUAUCUGUUUCUAUCAGCGCAAGGAAGAUUUUCAGUUAAGACAAGUUGAACAAAAAGCGGGGAUUACAUUUAAACGUGUAGGUGUUCCCACAGCAACGGACAUAAUUAAAGCUUCUAGUAAAGAUGCAAUCAGAUCUCUGGAUUCUGUUCCUCCUUCUGCUAUUGACUACUUCAGACAGUCUGCUGAACGGCUGAUAGAGGAGAAGGGAGCUGUGGAAGCCCUGGCUGCAGCACUGGCUCAUAUUUCAGGAGCCACUUCCAUUGAACAGCGUUCUCUACUGAACUCUGAUGUGGGUUAUGUAACUAUGACACUUCAGUGCUCAGUAGAAAUGCACACUAUUGGCUAUGCCUGGCGAGGUCUGAAAGAGCAGCUGGGUGAAGAUAUUGACAGCAAAGUGACCAGAAUGCGAUUUCUCAAGGGGAAGAUGGGUGUGUGCUUUGAUAUUCCUACAGCUGAGUUAAGUAAAAUACAGCAAAUGUGGCAAGACUCAAGACGUUGGCAACUUACUGUGGCAACAGAAUUGCCUGAGCUUGAAGAAUCUCCACGUGAGGGUGGUCGAAGUGGUGGUUCCGAAUUCAGGAAUGGAAGAAGAGGUGGCAACUUCAACAGGAAUGACAGAUUCAGAAACAGGGGCCAAAAGUGGAAGUGACCGGGCAUUUUGAUUGUUAUGUCAUAUGUAGAUGGGACUAAAUAUCUGGUUUUAUCAGAAGUAAAGUUACAUUCUUUUACUAUCA